UGGAGAGGGGCGGGCUCGCGUUAAUUUUGCGCCCUUCUCGUUUCCUUCUUGUUAAAAUAGCAGCGAGAGCAUGGCUCACACGAGAAUUUCUGCCAAACUUCCUCCUCACAUCGACCCGACCAAAGCGUCCAUUGCCUUCGGGGAUCGGGCUUUGCCCAAACUGAACCGGGAGCUGGCGGAUCCCGAGCUCCUGACCCGGCAGCGGGCGCUCAUGGCUCUGUGUGACCUGCUGCACGACCCCGAGCUAGCUUACACGGCGGCGGAGGUCGGUUGUUUGGAGAACUUGAUAUUCCUUUUGAAGGAUGAAGAUGCUACUGUCCGUCACAAGACCACAGAAAUUUUCUACAUUUUGGUUACACAUACUAUUGGGAGGUUUGCAUUUCUGGAACAUGAUGUAAUUAUGCCACUGUCUGUGUUGCUUAAUGAUCCUGAGGAUGUCUGUCGUAAAAAUGUGCACAUGGUUAUGGAGAUGUUCUCACAAAUCCCUGCAGGUGCUACUGCGAUCGUAUACGCUGGCCUGGUUCCUGACCUGAUUAUGAAGCUGCACACAGAGCUGGAUGAGAUUCAGGAGUUGAUAUUGAAGACUCUGCACUUCUGUUUGCUCGUGGACACUAAGCAGGCCCUGGACGCUGAGGGCAUAUCAGUGCUGAAGAGCAAGCUCACUCAUAGUUCUGCAGCCAUGAGGAGUCUAGCUGCAGAAGCUCUCAUGAACAUCAGUGUGCCCUUGGAAGGAAAAAAGAAAGUUUGCGAUGAGGAGGUGAUCCCAAUCCUGGUGGAGCUGCUCAGUGACUCAGAGUCUGAGGUCAGGGCUGCAGCAGCAGGAGCGCUGAUGUUUGCCACCAUCACCACACAAGGAAAGUAUGAAGCACUGAAGGCUGACAUCAUUCCAUCCUUACUCAUCCUGGUGAAUGACCCAGUAAAUAAAGUGCGGCUCAAUGCCAUCAAAAGCAUCGCAACUGUGUCUGAAAGCCCAGAGGGUAGGAAACUGCUGCUGGACCACGUGGUACUUCUGCAGGAAAAGUUACAUGACCCCAGUGAGGCAGUCAGAAAAGCGGCCAAGAUCACCAUUGACAUCAUCACCUGGAAACCCUAGCU
Messenger RNA from Carcharodon carcharias (great white shark), 1095 nucleotides. It is a transcript of the gene rsph14, whose product is annotated as radial spoke head 14 homolog. Gene Ontology annotation, molecular function: protein binding. The record is from RefSeq and is a predicted model, not a curated record. Lineage: Eukaryota; Metazoa; Chordata; Chondrichthyes; Lamniformes; Lamnidae. The transcript has 6 exons. The coding region runs from base 71 to 1093 and encodes 340 amino acids.